Sipha flava (yellow sugarcane aphid) is the source of this 3114-nucleotide messenger RNA. Its product is annotated as dual specificity tyrosine-phosphorylation-regulated kinase 2-like. The transcript has 2 exons. Lineage: Eukaryota; Metazoa; Arthropoda; Insecta; Hemiptera; Aphididae. Gene Ontology annotation, molecular function: protein serine/threonine/tyrosine kinase activity; protein serine/threonine kinase activity; ATP binding. Gene Ontology annotation, cellular component: nucleus. The record is from RefSeq and is a predicted model, not a curated record. Bases 856 to 2607 code for a protein of 583 amino acids. Gene Ontology annotation, biological process: peptidyl-threonine phosphorylation; peptidyl-serine phosphorylation.
ACACUAUUAUUUUAUUUUGUUUUAUUUUUUAUUAUUUUUUUUUUUUUUUUUAUUAUUAUUAUUCCGUCGUCGGCUCGUACUCGCUCGCUGCACGGGAUCCGUGUGCGUGGAUUGUACGCCGUAGCAGUGACAACAAUAAUAGUAUAAUAUUUCCGUAACAGUGUUAACAUUUCUUUCUUUCUCUCCUUUUUUUUUUUUUUCUUUCGUUUCUGUCUCUCGUUCCUCCGCCGCGACUUUUCUCCCGACAUCACCCUCGUUCACACUCGUUCCCUCCGAUGAUUUCUUGUUCAAUCUAUUUUAACUUAAUUAGUAGUCCGCAAUAAGUGGACGAGCGCGCGAUCCGUCGUCGCAGCCGCAGCCGCCGCCGCCGCCACCGCCGCCGCCGCCGCUGCUGUCGUCGUCGUCGUCGUCGUCGUCGUCCGUGUUCUACUCUGCACGCAACACCCAAGUGUGUGCACUCGGUCAGUGGACGACACGCGCGUCAAAGUCGAAUCGUCUCCGUCGUCGGACAACAAGCCGCACUCUACGAAGUCCGUCGUGUUCUCACUGGUUCUUUUUUCGCUCCGCACUAUCUCACUGUCUCUUUCCAAACGGGUAGUCAAACAAUACCCAUCACAUAGAUUAUCACUCUUUUAACCUAUGCACGUACGUGCAUAAAAAAUCAUUUACAUAUUAUUAUCGUAUGUAACAUUGUUAACGGUGAUCGCGACGACCCAACAAUAUAAUAUACACCGUUUCCGCGAGAUAUGACAACUGCUGGAAACAACAACAAUAACAUCGCGAUCGACGAGACACCAUCGACUACCAAGAGUACUUAAAUGCCUGCGUGUUUAGGUACGCGACACCUGAACAGCAAUGAGUAUCACGGUAACCACCGUUAAUCCUGUAUCGACAAUUAAAGAGAUGCCUUUGUCUCGUAGCCGACCGCAUAUCCUGUUGUCCAACAACAAUGGCGCGUCGAGUGCGUCCAAUGAUUCUUGCAUAUCACAGUCGGACUGCAGCAGUGAUCACCUGCCAUCUCUACUCAAGUACUCCCAGAUACUCGAGAAGUCCAAUUCUGCUGCAACUACCAAGUUAGCCAAGAAGUGUUCAAAGCCAUCCAACCUUGACAUUAUCGUAGACAAAGCACCGAGCAACAUAGAUUUAUACGUAGAGAAUAAGGACGCAUUGUAUGGUGUCAGCAAAUCUGCCACCACUUGUCUUCAACCGAUCAACAAGCAAGACGAGUCGAGUAGUACUCAAAAUUCUAAAGUAACGUCUUUGAGCAAACCGAAAAAAAAGGGUUUCACCCCUGACUAUGUGUCCACUAAAUACAGUAGCAGCUUAAGCAAAUUUGAAAAAAUGGAAAUAUUUGGUUUUCCUGAGAUAUACUUUUUCGGCAUUGAAGCUGACAAGAAACAACGACCAUUUAAUGGAACACAAUCAUUAUUCGACAACGAUCAAGGUGGCUAUGUUUUUGUUCCUCAUGAUCAUGUUGCUUAUCGAUACGAGUUGCUCAAAGUAAUCGGUAAAGGCAGUUUUGGUCAAGUAGUCAAAGCGUAUGAUCAUAAACUCAAUGAACAUGUUGCACUCAAGAUAGUCAGGAAUGAGAAACGUUUUUAUCGUCAAGCCCAAGAAGAAAUCAGAAUAUUAGAACACUUGCGUAAACAAGAUGUACAUAACUUAAUGAACAUAAUUCAUAUAUUUAAUAGUUUUACAUUCAGAAAACAUAUGUGUAUCACUUUUGAACUGCUAUCUAUCAAUUUGUAUGAACUUAUAAAGAAAAACAAAUAUCAAGGGUUCAGUCUUCAAUUAGUGCGAAAAUUUAGCCAUUCACUACUAGUAUGCUUGGAUGCUUUAUACCGUAAUAAAAUUAUUCACUGUGAUAUGAAACCAGAAAAUGUUCUCUUGAAGCAGCAUGGUCGUAGUGGCAUCAAGGUUAUUGAUUUUGGUUCAAGCUGUUUUGAACAUCAGAGAGUGUACACAUAUAUCCAAAGUCGUUUUUAUCGAGCACCUGAAGUCAUUCUAGGUGCAAAAUAUGGACUACCAAUUGAUAUGUGGAGUUUGGGUUGCAUUCUUGUAGAACUGUUUACUGGUUUUCCAUUAUUUCCAGGUGAAGAUGAAACUGACCAAUUAGCUUGUAUCAUUGAACUUCUUGGAAUGCCACCUAAAAAACUAUUAGAUGCAUCAAAGCGUGGUAAUUACUUUAUAAGCUCUAGAGGGUAUCCAAGAUAUUGUUCCCAGACAACAUUGCCCGAUGGCUCAACCAUUCUCAAAGGUAGUAUAUCGCGUAAAGGAAAAGCACGAGGACCACCUGAAUCUAAAGACUUAUCAAAAGCGCUCAAAGGCUGUGAUGAUCCACUGUUCAUGGAUUUUAUAACUCAGUGUUUGGAGUGGGACCCUGAGCGCCGUAUUACACCUGCUAUGGCGUUAAGGCACAGUUGGUUACGUCGCAGACUGCCCCGCCUUCCAGCCGCUGAACAUCAGCAUUAUUCACAAGAAAGUACUCCUACUAGUUUACGCGUAAAAUUGUCAGAGUCAAAUCAUCAUCAGACUUUGCCUAUGCAUUCCAGGAACUCUCAGAUAUCGGGUAAAUUACCCCAGAUCACAUCUACAUGUAUAAUGUAAAAAUUAUCCUCUUAAAAUAUAUUAUACUAUGGUUGUAAUUCCUGAAUGAAAGUUAAAUUUAACUUAGAUGUGUAGAUAGAUUUAUUGAAGAACUAAACCUUGUGAAUUAUUUGUUGAAAUAUAGGUAUUUACCGAUUUUAGGAUCUCUAGAUCGGCAUAAUGUUAUGUUUGUCUCAAUUAUAUUUUAAGAUUUUUUUUUACUCCAGAAAUUUGAACUCUGACAAUUAUUUAUAAUUUUAGAGUAUGUAUACAUUUUUUUUACCUACAAAUUUGAAUACUUAGAUAACAUUAUAAGUUUGUAUUUGUAGUUUAAUCCAAUUGACUUGGCUGCAUACUCGAUUGUAUUUAAAUUUUAGAUUUUAUUAGUAAUACAAUUAUGUAUUAAAAAAUUAUUCUAAGUUGACUCAAUAUUAUGUUUUUCUAACUUUUUUGUUUAUACCAAAUUUAACCCAAUGAUUUAUGAAUGUAUGUGAAAUCAACUAUUAUGUUACAAAUUUUUCUUUGUCC